AUGGAUACUAAAACCCCAGUUACUUUAGCUAAAGUUAUCAAAGUCUUAGGUAGAACCGGAUCAAGAGGUGGUGUCACUCAAGUCAGAGUUGAAUUCUUAGAAGAUGCUUCCAGAACCAUUGUCAGAAACGUCAAGGGACCAGUCAGAGAAAACGACAUUUUGUGCUUGAUGGAAUCCGAAAGAGAAGCAAGAAGAUUACGUUAG
This is a messenger RNA of Debaryomyces hansenii CBS767, 204 nucleotides long. RefSeq names its product 40S ribosomal protein eS28. The transcript is spliced from 2 exons. Gene Ontology annotation, biological process: translation; ribosomal small subunit assembly; maturation of SSU-rRNA. The record is from RefSeq and is a predicted model, not a curated record. The coding region runs from base 1 to 204 and encodes 67 amino acids. Lineage: Eukaryota; Fungi; Ascomycota; Pichiomycetes; Serinales; Debaryomycetaceae. Gene Ontology annotation, cellular component: cytosolic small ribosomal subunit; ribosome. Gene Ontology annotation, molecular function: structural constituent of ribosome.